Molecule: messenger RNA, 513 nt
Organism: Fusarium venenatum
Lineage: Eukaryota; Fungi; Ascomycota; Sordariomycetes; Hypocreales; Nectriaceae
Source: RefSeq, a predicted model, not a curated record
AUGAAGUCCUCACUUGCUUUUGCUCUUCUGACAUUCUUUGCCUCUCAGGGCCUUUCUGCUUCUGUUGACAUGUGGUCUUCUCCUCUCUCAGAAAGAGGCGCACCCAACUACAAGCCCAUUGAACCCAAAGUCAUCAAGUCUCGUCUCAGCACUACACCCCAAGAGAACAGUAAUGGAGAUCGAAAGCCUGCAUCGGUCUACUUCUGUCGCGGUGAGAAUUGGGGACCUCCAUGCUUUGAGUACCAGCCGGAGCUCGAUUACACUUGCACUGAGCUGAACGGCAAGCUCCAGAACCAUGUUGGUUCUGUCUUUUCUGAGCCUGAGAUUAUCUGCCGUCUCGCUACAUUUGAGAACCGAUGCGUUCCCCUCAACAUCUUUGCCUGGCCAGAAAUUGAGAAGGGUUCGGCCCAUCUUCUCCAUGAGAAAGCACCUUCAGGAACUGAUAGUCUGGGACAUGUGGUAACUCACUUCACUUGCGCCAAGUGCACUAACUGUGUACGAGAUCCCAAGUGA